CACACGAUGCUGGCAAUCCGUCCUUUGUUGCUGUCGAAGGUAUUAUGGCUGCCAUCGGUCUCCGGCCACCGGAUGGGAUCGGCACCGCUGCGAGCAAAGGCUUCACUGCCGGUAGUGCAGAAGGACAAACCGGAGAAAGUGCCCUACUCUCCGUUCGGAAACAAACAAUCCAACCAAGGUGACUGGGUCGUGGCUCGCCUCGAUGAUUUGCUGAACUGGGGACGCAAGGGUUCGAUGUGGCCACUCAUGUUCGGGUUGGCGUGCUGCGCCGUCGAAAUGAUGCACAUGGCUGCGCCGCGCUACGAUUUGGAUCGUUUCGGUGUACUGUUUCGUGCCUCACCGCGCCAGGCCGACAUACUGUUCGUGGCCGGUACGCUGACGAACAAAAUGGCACCGGCAUUGCGCAAAAUCUACGAUCAGAUGCCGGAACCGCGCUGGGUCAUCUCGAUGGGAAGCUGUGCGAAUGGCGGCGGCUACUACCACUACUCGUACUCGGUCGUCCGUGGUUGCGAUCGCAUCAUACCGGUCGAUAUUUAUGUUCCGGGUUGUCCACCGACCGCCGAGGCCCUCCUGUACGGCGUGCUACAGCUCCAGAAGAAAGUGAAGCGCAUGAAGACAGUGCAAAUGUGGUACCGCAAGUAA
Molecule: messenger RNA, 642 nt
Organism: Anopheles cruzii
Lineage: Eukaryota; Metazoa; Arthropoda; Insecta; Diptera; Culicidae
Product: NADH-quinone oxidoreductase subunit B 2-like
Exons: 1
Coding region: 7-642 (211 amino acids)
Biological process (GO): electron transport coupled proton transport; mitochondrial respiratory chain complex I assembly; aerobic respiration
Molecular function (GO): NADH dehydrogenase (ubiquinone) activity; 4 iron, 4 sulfur cluster binding; quinone binding
Source: RefSeq, a predicted model, not a curated record